Carica papaya (papaya) is the source of this 2449-nucleotide messenger RNA. The record is from RefSeq and is a predicted model, not a curated record. NCBI's taxonomy places the organism in Eukaryota, Viridiplantae, Streptophyta, Magnoliopsida, Brassicales, Caricaceae.
AAAGCAAAAGUGAAGAGACACAAGCUGGAAAUUCAGAGAUUUAAAGAAAUAAUUUUUAAGAAAAUUACGAGAGAGAGAAUCAGAAGGACCAUAAAAUCCCAAGGUGAAGCAGAGGAGAUGGGAGUGUGGUUGGUGGCACGGAUGUAAAUUUGACCAAAAGCGGAGGGGAAUUUCAUGUUCUCACUCUAGAACCAGCAAAAGCAAAAGUGAGUAGACGCAGCCUGAAAUUGCAGAGAGAUUGGAGGAGGAAGUAAAGAUUGAGGAGUGAAGGAGAGAGAUCUGAGCCGGGGAUCCAAUUGACUUGAGCCGGGUCGGGUCACAUCAGCAGUAAUGGUGGUGUACGCGACUAGGGAAUCCUGACCGCUAGAUCUCGUUUGUGGAAUCAAUCUACCGUUCGAUUCUUCUUGGCUGCGUCUCCGUAUAGUUCAAUUUGGAAGUAAGCAGACAGGUCUGUGGAGAAUGGGAGCGAGGUAGUGAACUGGAGAGAAAAACCAAAGCGCUUGUAUCGAGUUUGGGAUCCUUAUGAGUCGUGCUUACUCAGAUUUGAGCUCUACAUGAGCUUUAUCACGCCCAAGUGGAGCUCAAGAACAGGAUUUUGAAGUUUGACUCUGUGUUCGCUAGCCUCUAAAGAAGGAAGGAACUUUCAAACUAGAAGAAGAUAAGGCAACGUCAUACUCUGGACUGGUCAAAUUUUUAGUGUUUACGAGUCUGUUUUGUAGCAAUUGAAUUUGAUUAUUUUAAAACCCUAAUGUGUGGGGAUCAUGGACAUUGUUUGGAGUUCUUCAUUUAGUUGUUAUAGACAAAGCUGUAAGUAGAUUUUGUCAAAUUUUAGAUGUUAGUCUGGGUUUUAGAAGAAAUGGAAAGAGCUAUAGCUUAAAAGAAAAAACAGGGGGAUAAUAAUUGAUGGAAGAUCUUUCCAGAUAUUCUCACAGUCCUGCCCAUUGGGCAGUUGCGCGCCGUGACUAUGCGGCACUUAGGCGACUUAUUGCAUCGCUUCCUCGAUUAGCCAAGGCAGGUGAAGUUAAUACUGAAGCUGAGUCUCUAGAGGCUGAGCUCCAAGCUGAUGCCGUCUCAACUAUCAUUGAUCGCCGUGAUGUACCUGGACGUGAGACCCCUUUGCAUCUUGCAGUUCGGUUGCGGGACCCAAUUUCUGCUGAGAUUUUGAUGGCUGCUGGGGCAGAUUGGAGUCUUCAGAAUGAGAAUGGCUGGAGUGCGCUACAAGAAGCUGUUUGCACUAGAGAGGAGGCAAUUGCUUUGAUUAUUGCGCGACACUAUCAACCUCUUGCUUGGGCAAAAUGGUGCCGUAGGCUUCCUCGUAUUGUGGCCUCAGCUGCUCGAAUACGUGACUUUUACAUGGAGAUAACUUUUCAUUUUGAAAGCUCGGUAAUUCCAUUUAUUGGUCGUAUUGCCCCAUCGGAUACCUAUCGCAUUUGGGAAACGCGGGUCCAAUCUCCGUGCAAAUUUUCGAAAUUGGCACCAGAAGGUAGCACCCAGAGACAAGUAGAAAAUCAGAAAUCUGAUUUUCUAAGGAGGAUACCGGGAGAUGUCAAGAAGGGGAAGGAUAAAAGCGAGAAGAAGAAAAAGAAGAAAGGAGCUACCAGUGAUUCUAAGCACGAAAGUGAGUACAAAAAGGGCUUGAGGCCUGUCUUAUGGCUGACACCAGAUUUUCCAUUGAAGACAGAUGAACUUCUGCCUUUACUCGACAUAUUAGCCAACAAAGUCAAGGCAGUCAGGAGGCUCAGGGAACUUUUGACUACUAAACUACCCCCUGGUACCUUUCCUGUCAAGGUUGCCAUCCCAAUUGUCCCAACUAUUCGAGUUCUUGUUACUUUCACAAAAUUUGAGGAGCUUCAGCCAGCUGAGGAAUUUUCAACCCCACUGUCCAGCCCGGCACAUUUCCAGGAUGCCAAGUCCAAAGAAUCAGAGGGAUCAACAUCAUGGAUUUCCUGGAUGAGAGGGAGUCGCGGUGGCCAAUCAAGUGAUAGUGAUAGUCACCGAUAUAAGGACGAGGUUGACCCUUUCCUCAUACCACCAAGCUAUACCUGGGUUGAUGCCAAUGAAAAGAAACGUCGCAUGAAAGCCAAGAAAGCCAAGAGCAAGAAACAUAGAAAGCAGGCAGCAAACCGAAGCGGGGAAGGUGGAAAUCAGUUAAGUGAGGAUCCAGAAGAAUGAUUACGUUGGAAAUUCCUUGUUAAUUCUGCCACGUAAGGUCCUUUGCAAGAGAAAGAGGAGGUAAAUCUCCUCCAUUCCAUCUUGCAUUUACUGUCUCGCCCCUCAAAAGCCCUUCUGAUAACCACUGUUACAUUUGGAGUGUGCCCCCGGUGGAUUUACAGGAUAUGAACAGGCAAAUCACUUCUUGUUGAUUAAGAUGAGCCUUAUUGUCUUCUUCUGUUGUUGUAUUUGUUAUGUGACACAAAAACUUGGGAGGAAGAAAUUCUCCUCUAUUCAA